AGAAGAUCGAACUGAUAUUAGUAUCAGUUAAAAAAAAAUGGAACGGAGUUUUAUAUUAUUUUAUAUUUGGGAUCACAAUUCAUUCUAAUCUAAACAAUUAUUCUCCGAAAGCGACAUUAAGUGGGAUGGAAUUAAUGAUGCAAAUCACAGACAGUCACUGGAACUUCUCAAAAAUAUUGGUAAAUAUCGGUUUAACGUAUAUUAAUUUGGUUGCUCAGUGAUUGAUUAUUAUAUAUUUAUACAUAAUAUUAUGUCAUAAUGAAAAAAAGGCGAAAUGGACUGGCAGUAAAGUAUUAAGAAGAGCUCCUCCAUUGACGUAAUAAAACCAUUCAUUUUCAACCAAGUAGUAUGGUAACGCCAACUGCGUUCGGAGUAUAGGCCUCUUGCCCCAAAUAUAUCCACGUUGAUCGGUCCUGAGCUUUCCGCUUCCAGCAGCUUCCCGCGACCUUCCAUAGAUCGGCGGUUCACCUGGUCUACACAUUGAGUCACACUGAACUAUGUGUGUUUUCCACACUUUUUAAGGUAGUUCAAAUGUGAGGGUAUUCUAUUGUUGUAAUAUAUGUAGCACUCGUAGGACAAAUAACGGGUAGGUAUACUUAUUCUUUGUCAUACUGUAAGAUAUUUGUACGGGAAUUUCUCGUGUUUUUACACAUUGAACUUUUUUUUUAUAUGUUUGUUGGUAACUGUAAACAAAUCAUGUUUAAAAAUGCUUCAUUUAACUAAGGUUCAAGCAACUUAUUGUAACUACUUGUAUCAAAUACAAUUAUAGUAAAAACUUAUUAUAUUAAUAUUUUUUUAAUAUCGUUGUAAUGUAACAAAACAAACAAAUUAUGUGUUUUAAAGAUAUAGUUAAGGAAUAUUUAGGAAUACUUACCUAUCUGAAUUUACCAGCGACUUUGUUCGUGAGUGUCGCAAAAUACAUGAAAGAGCCGAACUCAACUUUCAUGUCGGUUGUUCAGAAAAGAUCCUUUUUCCAAUAUUUCUUAGAAUUCUACGCGUGAGCCGAUGUUGUGUAACUAACAUUUACAUGGUUUAAAUAUUUUGCAAGGUUAUAUAACACCAUAGUAAACUAGCUCAUAAAUGCCACGGAAAUCACGUUAUUUUUGCGUGGCGGAUUUAUCCGACAUUUUUCCUUUUCUAAAUGCUGUUGUUUAUAAGUAGUUUACGAUUCUCAUAUUUUGGUUGUUAGUCAGGCACAUUCAUAUACUCCUAGGUCAGGCCUGUAUUGAUAAGCUGAUGUAGUCAAGUCUUGAUUGGACUGGAUUAACAAUGAUAUAAAAAAUAAUCAUUAGUCAUGUGCGUGAUAAUUUCAUAGCGCUUCAAUCACACAUAAGGUACACACUGUAACAUACAAAAUCAUUUACAACAUUUUGAGUUCUAACUUGUAUUUUGAAAUGGUUUUAUUUAGACACAGCUAUUUUAAGAUUUUCGAAAUAAAUCACAAUAUCCGUAUCUUAAAAAUAUCGGAAGUAGGUAAUUAUUUUUCUAUUUCUUACUACUAGAAUGAAAAAAAUAUGAUUGCUAUUGUUAUUUUAAGAACAGAAUACUGUUUAUACAUGAUAUUUACCGUAGUCUAUAAAUUAUUAAUUUAAAAUUAAAAUGGCAGUUUUCAUGCAUAAACACAAAAGCGUAAAACUCAGUAUUUUUUUCAUUUACAAUUAGAUUGAUAAAUAGUUAGAAAGUAGAUAUAACCAAUGUUGAGUAGUAGACAAUGAUAAGAUUUGAUGAGACUCUCAUAGUCUCAUCUAAUAAUAAUAAUCUAGAAGCAGAAAAAAUGUGUCUCCUUAUCACUUUAUAUUUUACACAAUAGUUUACUUAUCAGUGACAAGAUACAGUUAUACGCUGAAUACAGUUCAGUCUUCUUCAUUAACUUCACAAUCGGUUAAUUCAAAAAGUUUUAUCAUUUCUAAGCCUAAUUGAUGAACUCCUAUUCGUAAAUUAUAAUUACAUUUCUGCAUUAUGAAGAAGCUUCAAUAAUAAAGUUUUUUUUUAUUUUUAUACAUCGUAAGUACCUACUACAAUAACAGAAAAAAAAUUGGAAUGUCGGUACGCUCUAAAUAUUUUAGGUCUGCAGCAAAGUCAGUCAUUUGAUGAAGUGAUAAUUUUACGACUAAGAGUCAGCAUCAAAAUUGUUCAGAAAGAAUAAAUAAAGAAGAAUUACUUAUCUGUUAUUUACUCGACGUCUGUUCCCACUGUAAAAAAACAUAUAAAAGUAUUUAAGUGUAUCUAUUUUGACCACCAGGUGGUCUUUGCACUAUUUUCUUUAGCUUUUUUAUUCAUUCUUCUGUAUUCAAGCAUGAAAUGUCAACGGUAUCGUGUUGUGUAGCCAAAGUAAAACAAUAAUUUUCAACUAACAAAAAAAACGGAGGACGUUAUUAAUUUGACGCGUAUAUUUUUUAUUAAUCAUUACGCAUAACUUUACAGAAUAGUUCGAUUUUUAAUUCUUUUUUUUUUGAAAAGGGUAAACUUCGAAUAUAAAAUAAAAAUAGGUUCCUGUGGGACUCUCAAAUAAAGAAAGUUAUCACGGACAAAGUCGCGGGUGCCCGUGUUGCCAAUAAAUUGUUACAUGAUUGUUACACAGUUAGUUAUUUUUUAUUAAUUCAUAGACGAAACUCAGGCAAUGUUCGUGAUUGACGUAUGAGCUGACGAAUGUGUCUUUGAAACCGCAAUCUCUAUGAUCACAGUAUUCCGUGUGUAUUCCCUACAUCGUAUUACGUAGCACGGUACGCACAUAGCAGAAUUUCCGAGAUAAAGACAAAACAAGGAUACUAUGCUGUAGAAGGAGGAAGGACGCACCUACAUAAUCUAAAGGCAAACGUGGUCAAUAGAGACCGAAUGUUCAGUCUUUUGCAGUCCCUUGUGGUUACAAGUAGGGAAUACAUAGAUAUAAACAAAAGUUUACAAUAAAAUCUGAUACUUCUUGAACUACUAGUGAGCUGUGUGGUCAUGUUGUGAGAGAGAGAGAGUGAAUAGUGCAGAGAAAAAGGAUUAAAAACACAAGUCUACGGAAUAACAAAAGGUGAGAAAAAAUACGGAAUGGUUUUUUCAUUUCCUUUUCGAACUUAAUUUAGUGAAAAACGAAAGACGUCGAAUGCGCCUUUUGAAUUUUUUUCUGUUAACAGAUUACGUUUUUUUUCUUAUGCGACUGCUAUGGGUAUAACGAGUAUGUUUUAUGAUGGCGACAUCAAAUUUAUCUUAAAUACCAGUUGCCCGCCCUCGCUUCGCUUCGGUAUAGAGCUAUAGUGUAGGUAGACUAUAGUUUUUGUUCUCAGGCUUGUAUAAUAAUCAGUGGCGGCGCUAGGCGUCGGCGACGUCGGCCACCGCCGACGGCCUCGCGCCUGAGGGGGCCUCGCAAAAAGUUUGUACAAGUUACCUAUUUAUUUUCGUUUCUCCUGGCCUGGCUUAAGUAGCCGACCCCGAACAAUUCGGGGAAAAAGCUAAGCAGAUGAUAAUGACUUUUAUUAUUUUCGAACAUGUGCGUGAUGGAAGCGAGUAGUACUUUACGGGUAUUCAGAAUCGUCUGUCUGGCAACACUAUUUUUGUAAUUAAAUUUCUAUUUUUUUAAUUACUUUUUGUCAUCAUUUGAUUAUCAACAAUAAAACUCGUUUACUCAUACGUUAUUUUAUAAUUUGGCUCACUUAAUUUAACGGUUUUUUACUGCGAAGUAAAAUAGGCCUCGCGAACUUGAUGUCGCCGACGUCCACAUGUGGUCUAGCGCCGCCACUGAUUAUAACGAACUUCUUCAUAUAAACCGUCCGUGAAAAAAUUAUUUAACUGAUAGUGAACAUUUUGUUGCCUAGUUUAGGACCCGUUGUACCGAUAUGCACCAUUGCUCUGCUGUUAAAAAAAACUUGUCCGCCUUACCAUUGGUUCAUGCCCUUCUUCAAAGUGAUGGAUCACUUUUAUCAUUCAUGAUAACUUUUAAAUGGUAUGAAACUAGGGAAUGGUCUCAUCCAAAAAGUAAUUGAUACUAUUUAAUUCAAGACUAUAUUUGGUACCUUUCUGAUAAAGUCUUGAAUGAGAAGUGAUUUAUUUAGAUAAGAAUUAAUACAUGGUACGAAUAAGGUGACCGAGUUUGUAACGGCGUUACUAUUACAUAUUUUAACACGAAGAAUACUUAAUAAUGUCAUAAAUUACUAAUAUCAUCGAAACACUUACUAAUAUCAUAAAGCUGGAGAGUUUGUUUUUUUGCAUAAACAAGCUAAUCUCAAAAAAUAGUGGUCCAAUUAGUAAAUUUAUUUUUGUGUUGGAUAGUACAUUUGUCGGGGAAGGCUAUAUAUCAUUGCGCCAAGCUUAUGUUUAUCAAGGAUAACGUAGGAUUCUAAAUGUGAAUGAUUUUUUCAAAUCCGUCCAGUAGCCUAUUCAAUACAAGUAAACAAACAAUCAAAUCUUUCCUCUUUAUAAUAUAAUAAAAAGGAAUAUACAGAUGACCUUAUUUUAAAAUUCUGUACUUAUAAAUAUUAUAAGUACACAGGGAGACACUUUCUAGAAUUCUAAAUUGUUCAUUUUCUGAUAAAGCUUGGAAGCAGGCCUCUCUCCCUCUCCUCUCGUUCCGGAGGACUAGGUACCCGUCACAUUUCACACAUUGCCCUUCCCGCUUUUUUGUCUUCUGCACAUGGUACAGCCGAGCUCUUUAAUAAAAUACUACGUCCUUCUUUAGGCGUAGCGAAGCUGGCUCACCUUGCAGAGGCCAGGAAUGCUUGGUGUGGGGCAUGCCCGGAAGUCGAUCCACCAUCCUCCUUAUCUUCGCAGAGGCAAUAGGACGAGCCACUCUGUCUGCGUCUUCAGAGUGACCUUUUAGCUUCUUCUGAAAACGCAGCGGAGCGUGCUUGCCUUCUAGAGGUCUUUCAGGCACAGUCUGGUUAUUGGUUGCAAGCUCUUCCUUCAGCCAAUAUUUGGACUUUGCCUGAGAGGAGCACUCUGUCUCUUGCCGUUUCACUUAGACUUGGCGUCAGGACCAAUCACCCCCAUCGCUGUCGUUGCGGUACUCGCGUCGGUGAGUUGGGACACCAUGGUCUCUCAUGCAAAAUGAGCGCUGGUCGAGUCUCCCGCUACGCCUGCAUUAAUGACUUCAUCGGUAGAGCUCUUGUCGCAAUGUGUCAGCUGUCCUAGAGCCUAGCGACAUCUUUAGAGACGAUGGGAAGAGACGUCGGAAGUGGAAGCAGGGUCGUCCUCUUGUAUGGGACGCAACUUGCGCGGAUACGCUUGCUCCGUGCCAUACAGGAAGUACCUCUUUUGUUGCGGGCGCGGCGGCCUCUGCUGAGUGCUCCAAGCGGCGGCGCAAAUAUUCAGCUUUCAAUGAGAACUACAUAUUUGUGCCGUUUGGCGUUGAGACUCCAUAGUAUAGACCAAGGGGUCCGAGCGCCCGUUCCUUUUUUAAGGAAUUGUCUAAGGCCCGUAUUACAGAAUGAAAACUAAGUGUUGAUCUUUACUUGAAUACAGUUAGAAAGGGAUGUCGCAUCACUGAGAAUCUUUCUAUAAUACGGGCCUUAGAGACUCACCGAGGUGACUGGUGAUCAAAAGGCUGGCAGCUACCUUGGUCAACGGGUUAGCCUUGCUAUCCAACGUGGAAAUGCUGCCAGCCUGUUGGGCACCAUUCCUGACGUCAGCGCGGGGGGUAUUUUGUAGGUUGUAUAUUAUUUAAGUGUUAAUUCUCUUUAAGUUUUUAGACUAUAAUUAGUUUUUAAGCUUUUGUAAUUUAAAUUUUAAUAUGUAAAUAUAAUGAACAAAUCAGAUCCGGGAUCCUUUUUAUAAUUAAGUACAGAUGACCUAAUUUUAUAUGCUCCAAAAAUUUUAUUACACAAAUUUAGGCGUGUGUUUGUGAUGUGAUGUGGUGGCAUCGCGUUUCAUAGGUCUGUUUCUGCCUUUAUUUGAUAAUAAUUGUGUUUUAAAUAAAGAGUGUCUGAUAAAGAAUUCUUUAAACUGUUUCAAAAAGAUUUAGGUUAUAAUGACAAAAGAAAGUAAAUUUUACGUUGCUCCUUGCCUGGAAAAAUAUAUUGUAUUGAGAUAAAAGAAGAAGCAAGCAAGAAAUCUGCCUCACGGGAAACUUGAUUUUGCACAAAUUUCCUUUUAGAUAUUUCACGGUAGAUAUGGCCUCAGCGUCGCGGCAUUGUUUCCCCAGCGUAUCUAUCACACUCAGCGACAAUUUUACCGGUCUAACGAAUUUCAUUAGUAACUUUUCUCUUUGAGUUCCCUCAAGUAAAUAAUACCAAUACAUGAUAUAGUUUCACGAAGAUAGAAGUCGAUUAAUUCAAAGAUACGAGUAAUCAUAACAACUUCACCAAUCACGUUAGGUCUAUAUUUGAUUGAUUUUAAUCAACAAGUGUUUUAUAUUAAAAGAGGAAGUAUGUAUUCGCACACAUCUCUCUUGGAUAAUGAUUUAAUGCGAGCGAUAAUUGCGAUCGACAGUAAAAAUCUCCUAAUGGUUGUAGCAAAGCAUCUUAUCAAAUUAGAUUAUCUACUUAUAAACCAGUGCCUUUGAUAUUGUCUUUCAGUGCAAUGAAUGAAGUCUAAAUAGAGUUUCGACACGGAGUGCGACAGUUACGUUAUAAAUCGCAAAAGAAAAAUGAUUUUUUAAUUGAACUCAGUUGACAUUUAGUGAAAUUUUAUUAUUCCGAAAUAACUAAGAGGCUGUACACACCCAUCUCAGUGAAGAUGGACCGAGCCAGCCACGUCAUGUUGGUUGUAGCGGUGUCAAUCUUAUUUUUUGCUACUUGCGUCACGUCACUGGAGCGUUUCAAUGUCACGGAUGUUUCCAAGUUCCGGCAAAUCGUCAAUAGGCAUGGUGAAACUGUGCUGAUCGAAGAGGACCUCAUGAAAAGAUUGGACGAAGAGCUGUCGACCUGGCACUGGAAACCCUGGCUACGGACACUGACGCAGGAACAAGAUGGCGUCCUGCAAAAAGUGGACUGCUUUGCCGAGGCCUCCAUCGAAAGUUUCCCCGAUGGCUUCUUCACGGAUGAACAAUUGCGAAGUGGCGCUUUCUUGUGUUAUUUGAUGUUUGGAAUAUACGCUUUUACGUUGCUGGCAAUAGUUUGCAAUGACUAUUUCCUUCCUUGUGUGGAGUUGAUAUGCGAAGAUUUGAAAAUACCACAGAAUGUAGCAGCAGCGACGUUUAUGUCGGUGGCCACAUCAUGCCCAGAGUUCUUUGUGAACGUGUUCUCAACGUUUCUAACAGAGUCUGAUAUGGGUAUUGGAACGAUAGUUGGUUCGGGCAUCUUUAACGCCCUUGGUGUCGCCGCUAUAGGAGGCUUGGCUGCUAUGCAACCAAUCGUUAUCGAAGCGAGACCUGUUACCAGGGAUGUCAUCAUCUACAUGGUCAACGUCAGUGUGUUGUUCAUCAUCGUAUGGGACGGUCAGGUGGACUGGCAGGAGGCCACCGUUCUUGGGGCCCUCUAUAUUCUCUACUUUAUUAUCAUGUUCAAUAGCGUGAGGAUUUUCAAAUUAUUUGACAAGAUCGUUGCGUCAUGCUGCAAAAAUAAGAACAGCUUGGAAGUUACUGAGCUAGCGAACGAUAAAAGCAUCGAAGAGGGCAUUGAUAACAAGGCGUUUAGUGAAUCAACUACCAAUAUUGCAGGAUCUAAUGGCAUCGCAGAGAAAUCGGUCAUUGCUCAAGAUGAAGACGAGUCUCCAACGAAGCCAAAGAAGAGUUUGUUCAGAUUUCCAAAAGAGAAAUCGUUGGUGUAUCGAUUUUGGUGGGUGUACACAUGGCCUUUGAAGGCUAUUAUGACCGUGACGAUUCCUCAGCCUAACAGCUGCAGAAAGUUAUACCCUCUGUCCUUCAUGAUGUGUAUAGUGUGGAUCGGAGUCAAUUCUUACUUUGUGUCAUGGAGCAUGACAGUUUUAGGGCACACAUUCUUUAUUCCCGAUUCUGUUAUGGGGAUGACGUUUCUGGCGUUUGGUGGAUGUCUACCCGAGGCUGUGUCCAUUUUCAUCAUGUCACGUCGAGGUGAAGGAGGUAUUGGAGUCUCAAACGCUUUGGGAGCGAACUCGUUAGCAAUCUUGUUUGCUUUAGGGGUGCCCUGGCUCAUCAAGACUUUGACGUUAGUCGCCAGAGGCGAGGAGCAGACUGCAGUGCUGAUCAACUCGGCUGGUAUAGAUUUCGUAGUUGGCUCUCUCCUAGUCGCGGUCUGUUGUCUCUGGCUGACGUUAUUUAUCGGCAAGUUCAAACUCAGGAGAAGCGUCGGUAUAGUGCUGGUAGUACUUUACGUAGUCUUCAUCACGUUCGCUAUCCUUGUCGAGACGGGUGUCGUCCUAGGGUCUGAUUCAAGGUGCCCAAUCUGAUGAGAAUUAACCAAAAUUGCCUGUGAUAUGAUUAUUGACAAGAUUUGUAAAAUCUUAUCAAACCCUUGCUACCCUUUGUAAAAUGUAUAAACUAUUGGGGUAGGUGUCGUAAGGAAAAUAUUAAGUAUGCGUUGCAGAUUGUAGGUACUGAUACAAUAUUUUUAGUGAGAUACAUAAAAUAAUAGUCAGCAUUUCUGAUCAACUGAUACUUUAAAAUAGCUGAUACCUGAUGUCGCAGUUUCGAUAGAAAAGCGAGGAUGAUUUAAGUGAUAUUAUAUCUGAUUCAGCUAUACGAUUUAUUUUACCUUACUUUUUCAUACAAAUUACUGAGUGACAACGUACUUACACAAAUGAAAAUUGUUCAAGAUCUAUCCGAUAAUGUGCUAAUUAUUGUAAUCACGUCUACGUGUGAUUAUAUUAAAGUUAAGUCAUGAGGCAAAAUCAUGGGAAAAUACAUCAUACAUGUAUAUAUAAUGAUUUCACUUUAGUGUAACUGCGGUGUUGCAACACAUUUUGUAUUAUACCUAAAAUGUAGACCAAAAACAUAUUAUUUAAGUAUGUUACGAGUGAAGAGAAUCACUAUAUUAUCAUAAACAGUAUUAACGAUAAAUUUAAUAUAGACCAGACAAAAUUAUCAAAUACUAUUAAGCGUUAUUAAUGGAGAUGUGUCAGUAUUAUAUUUUUGUAAUACGAUGAUAUCGGAUAAUUUUCGAGGCUAUAGGCUGAUUGCCAUUCUAUAAAAUGUAUUAUUGACUAUUAAUUAAGAUUAGGUAUUGGAAUAACAAAGACAAAUGAUUUGAUGUAUGUAGGUACUUAAUAUUAGAUAUAUUUGCAACUGAUAGUUGUUUUAGUAGGUUGAGGAAAAGUUACCUUUUUCUUAAAUAAGAUACGAUAAAAACGUUAACUCGCCUUAUAUAUGGUGCUAUGAUUUCGUCUGUAUAAAUGUGAUAAUCUUUGAAGUGCUGAUAAUGACAAGCAUGUGUACGAUAUUUGCGCGGCAAUCAAAUACAUUUUGUAAUGGUGGCAAGAAAAUAUUGAUAUAGUUAGAUUAGAUCUGAUAGUGUGUGUACUUUUAAAAGAAGGGCAUAGCUUUGACGUUUGUCAACGGGGUAAUUUGAAGUGGUAUCCAUUGUAAACUUCUAAGGGAUUUUUCUCAACAAGUGAUGUAGAUGAACUUAAUUCAAAUUCUUAAUGUUAUUUUCGCCUGCAAUUGCAAACAAUUUAAGUCUGAUUGCCACUGAUCUCAUUACCCUUUAGUUGUUAAGAUUCUUAAAAAAUAAAUGGAAUUGAAUUUCAAAUCGUGUUAUCUGUUUGUGAGAAUAAAGGAUCUUUAGGAAAUUGUUUUCUAAGAUUUAAGGCACCGUACUUUCAUUACGUUUUAAAAGAAAUGAAGUACCCAGGUACUUCAUUUUUCAUAUUGUAAAAUAAUGAUGUACUUACAUUAAUCAAUUUAAUGACGAACUUUAUCAAUGCUGCAGUGGUGCUAGUAAUCAGAUAGGUAGCCAUUUUGAAAACUGUGGAUACUAUAAUUAGACUCUAGAUAAUUUUGUAUAUAGCGGAUAUUAUAUUCAUUGUUUUUUAUUAGCUUAACUUAAGGUACUAAACAUAAUAUUUUUUUACGUUGAAAUAAUAAUAAUGAUAUUUUCCCAGUUAAGUUUGUUUUAUUCCGUCUAAUAUAUCAAACUGUAUGACAUAUUUUACACGAAGAAGAAAUAUAAAAUUUAAUUUUUUUUAAAGUUAUUUAUCGAUUUUCAAAGUAAAACUGUUCAAGAAGUUAAAGGAGACUGGGCGAAAGUGACCCAAGAACCAAUACCUAUUCUGUUAUGGUAUUUAUGUAGGUACAUCAACUACCCUCACUUAAAUACAAAAGGGCAUCACAAUCUGACCCGGCAGAUUUGAGAUAAAACAUUAAAGAAUUACAAUAAUUACUUACUAAUGCAUAUCUACUACUACCAGAAAUAUACAGACUUUUGAAAUCAAAUACAAUCAAAAAAAGAUGAUAUAAACAUCUUAAGCAAAAAAAAAAAAAUAAAAAAAUAUGUAGUUAAUCCUAACGGUCACCCGCAUCUUCAUCCGCAUUCAGUUAAGUUUUCCCGAAAAUGCCUCAAAAACCGAACGCUUUUCCGGGAUAAGCCAUAAACUAUGUGCAUACCAAAUUUCAUCAAAAUCCGUUCAGUAGUUCUUGCGUGAUUGUAUAACAAGUAUACAAACAUAGUAACUCUCAUUUAUAAUAUUAGUAGAAUAUAGGUGUUAUUUUUCUCGAAACUACCGGACAAGAUUUUAACGCCCCUUUGUUAUGUGUGUUUGUUUAAGUAUAGUUGAUACAUAAUAAUCCAUAAAUCGACGAAAACGAUAUUUUAUUGGUAAAUAAAACGCGAUUAUUAAACUUAAUUUUAUUGAUAGUAAAACUGUGCAAAAUGUUUCAAACAAUUGUUAUAAUAAUAUGUUUACCCUCAUUCCGGUAAUUUACUUUAUUUCUUCCCAAUAAUAAUCCUGAUUAAAUUACAUUCAUCUUACUAAAUCAAUAACUUGAGUUUUUAUAAGAAAACCCAUUGUCAGCAAAUCUUUAGCAAUGGGUGACACAGGUAGAGUGGCAGGGGGUAGUAUGUGGGUUUAGGAUUUGAUUUGAAGGGUUUUAUUCGAGGUAAAUAAGGACUUAAUUACUAUAAAAGCACAAAAAAAUAUUUUGAAUAACUCAAUAUGUUUUAUUGGAUAAGUGGCCGAACGUUAGAGACCACUAAGGCUAACUUUAAACGUUUUUUUCCGCUUCUUAUUAUUAUUGAGCAAUAGCGAAUAUGCAUGCAAGCAAGCAAGCAAGUGAUAGCGAAUAUGCAUAUAAUUCCAAUAAUGCUCAGUCUAUAAACUCUGUUACUUUUGAAUUAUCCCUCCAUUAAUAUUAUUUAAUCAAAUUUUUCUUUGAGCAAGAAAUUAAUUACUGAAACGUGCGAAAAACUUCUGGGAAAUUCAUAUAUCUGUAACGCCACAGAGCGGUUUUGACGUAGUAAUACAUAACAACAAAUAAACAAGCACGCGCCAUUUUUACAGGAUAUGGCGAUAUGUAGUGCGCCUGCACCUAACCUAAUUUUGAGCAACGAGCAAAAAACCAAACAAGGUUAGACUGUGACGUCACACCAAUAGUUUAAAAUAGCGAGCGUUUAAAAUGCCUAUGCAAAAACAUUUUUUUACACAUUACACUAUUUUUUCAAGGGAGUAAACAAUGAAAUAAAUAUAUAAAAAUAAUCAUUCAUAUUCCCUAUUGGUCAGAUGUAUAGUGUAUCCUUCCUCUGCCCUCGAGAUGAGAGUAGUAGAAGACGGUUCGUAUAAUAGAGAAGGAAGUAGAAGAAACGAGAGAGGAAAUAGAGUGGGGACAGGGGCAAAAAAAGGUAGGUAGUAUACAUAUAAAACUUACGAGUACAUAUAUACCUUUAACUAAUUAAGGAAAUGUGUCUUGCAUAAUUGUGUUUCCUAGAUCUACAUAAGACCUUUACAGAUUGAUUUGUACAGUUCUAAACUUAGCUUAUUUAUUGGUAGAUUUACACAGCGUACACCUAAACCUGGAACUGGGCCGAGUGAUCUGGGUAGGGUAGGAUCGGGAACUAGGAAAUGAGCAAUUUUCAUAGCCCGUUAAUUAAGUAACAACACAACCCAAUAUUUGAAAACAGAAAAGGACAAGAAUUUCUUUGUUUAUUGAAAUUUCAAAGUUCACGCUGACAUUCAAACGAUUUGAAAAUAAUGCCACUCGUCUAUCAUGAAAAAAGAAGUAAAAUAUUUAUUUUCUCUUUACUCUACCGAUGUACAUGUCGGUUUUUAGGGUUCCGUAACUAAAGGCGGAACCCUGUUGCUGUCACUCUGUCCUUUGACUGAAUGGCUGUUCAUUUGUCACGUAGAUUGUAAACGGAUUGAGUUACAGAACUGAAAUUUUGGCAAUGCCCAAAGCCGAAUAAAUAUUUAGUUGAAAAUUCGAAAUUAAAAAAAAUAAAGGAGACGAAAUUAAUUGUUUUUUUUUUUACCCCAGCAUGUGAAGUGAAUGUGAUAUAUCAUUGUCUAGAGCUCUUUGAGCAGGAUAUCAUUAAAUUUUUUUAAUAACAAAGAAUUGGGGGCCAUGAAUGUGAUUUUUAGACAAUUUUGUAACGGGAGACAAUUGUUGUUUAGGGUCUAUCUCUAAACCGAAACUAGAUAAGAAUAUGAAAUGUUUUUAAAUGAUGGAGCAUCAUAUGCUUAAUUUAAUCACAAAUACUGAAAACGCUAAUUUAUAAUGUACUUUGUAAGGUGUGACGAAAACAAACAUAUGAUUUUUAUACUAAACCUUCUCCGAAAGUGCUUGAUUCUUGUUUUAAAAAUUAAGCAGAAAAUAAAUUACUAUUGUUCUCCUAAGCGGGCUGGAAAAGUGUAGGGAAAUCUAUUUCUAACGCGCUGAGCGGUGAGAAAACGUCUACGGAAAUUAAUUGUUAACGUGCUGUUUUUUUUAUUUAUGUUAAGAAAAUACCUAAGCAGUCCUUGAAAACCUAUUACAUGUGAAAUCAAGAAACCAAUAUAAAGCAAGCAGGCAAAAGUUUAGUAACUGUAACAUAAAUAAUAUAAAUUUAACUUUAAUAUGAAUUUCAAUGAAAUAAUUUGCCUUUUAUUUCCUCGCAGGUAUAGCAUAAAGCACAAUGUAUCCCUCGAAAGAAAGUGCUAUUCCCAAGUUAUGGUCCUUGACUACACCCUCGUUGGUAAUCGGUCACUUUCUCCUCUCGGUGAACAAUGUACUAUUCUUUUCGCGGUACGUUGCUAUGUUUAGUUAGGAAACGAACUAUUUCAUAAGUCAGUGAUAUUAGGUAGGUUCAAGACCAGGAUUAGGUACUUCAUUGUACGGAACCCUAAUUGAGUGAGGGCUCCUGCGCCGAGACAAGACUCCCCCUUUGGCCAGUUUUUAUUGCCUCUAAGGUCUCUAAACACUUAAUAAUAUUACAUCAAAGGCUUAAAAUUUAUCGGUGGAAACUAAAAAUGUCUUAUAUAUAACAACUAAACUUUUAUAAGGUCGGGGAAAAAGUCUUUUCGUUUCCCUCUGCGUCAUUGUGGCUCUAUGCGUAUUUUGUGUGUAUUCAAGUUUUACUUAAUUAAUUCCCACUUGCACCAAAGUUCUUAAAUCAAAAGCUAAUCAUGUUUAAGCCUUAUUCAAUGUAUCACUUCAAACUAUUGACAGAGAUAAAAAUGAUGUAUUAAACACGAUUAAACCUUAAUUUGAAUCAAGCGUUUUGGUGCAAUUGGCCCUAAAUCUCUUUGGUUGUUGUAUUUAUAUACUGCUGGUUACGACACCAAUAUAAAGGUGGAAUUAAACGAGUGACAUAAACGGAUUACUAAAUUAUAACAUUGUUUUGAGAGACCUUUAAACGACCAGAUCUCACAACAUGGGGUGGUCGAGAAGACAAAUUUACAUUUUAAUUUUGGUGUAGGGGAGGGAGCAACCAAUUUUCGGACGGCAUGGCGGACGUGAACUAGGCGAAUAAAAAUAAGAUUUUUACGUUAUUACUUAGCGAGGCGGCUGGUUAGAGGUCCUGGGUUCGAAUCUAGUGGGGCAAAUGUUUGUGUGAUGAAUACGAGCAUUUGUACUAAAUUCAUGGAUGUUU
Molecule: messenger RNA, 13892 nt
Organism: Chilo suppressalis (striped riceborer)
Lineage: Eukaryota; Metazoa; Arthropoda; Insecta; Lepidoptera; Crambidae
Source: the annotation of a GenBank genome assembly